Molecule: messenger RNA, 1737 nt
Organism: Dendroctonus ponderosae (mountain pine beetle)
Lineage: Eukaryota; Metazoa; Arthropoda; Insecta; Coleoptera; Curculionidae
Gene: Skp2
Product: S-phase kinase-associated protein 2
Exons: 8
Coding region: 128-1516 (462 amino acids)
Biological process (GO): SCF-dependent proteasomal ubiquitin-dependent protein catabolic process
Cellular component (GO): SCF ubiquitin ligase complex
Molecular function (GO): protein binding
Source: RefSeq, a predicted model, not a curated record
ACAUGUUCAUACAUAAAGACAAUGGACAUGUUUAUGGUAUUUGACUACUGCACUUUGGAGGUUAGUUUCUUUAUUUGGAGGGAAUAAAGUAAAAUGUAAAGUUGGAACGACGUUUAUUUGCGGAAAAAUGGCUCAACAGGAUGUUCUUCAACAGCUAGAUGUGAACGUGGACCAUUCGCCGGUACGGAAACGUGCCAGAUUCGAUGACCCUUCAUUAGAUGAGAACAAGAGGAGCGUGUGGAGCCUGACUAACAGGGAUGUGAUCCUUGAUGAGGUUUACGAUCAUGGAAUUGGUCGGUUGGACUGCGAUUUUGAUGAUUUGCCCCUUGAAGGUGACACGAUUUUCAAUGGACAUCAGCCCAAAGGAGUGGACGUGUCUUGUGCCUCAAUGACUCCAGAUACCAGAGGCAAACAUGUUGCUGUUUUAGGAUCGACAUUACCUAAAGAUGCGUAUGAUAAAUUUUCAGUUGGAGAGUGGAGUGAUUUGUUGGUCACCAAGACUGUUGUACAGACUACCGAUAAAAUUAAUUAUUUUGAUCUCUUAAGCGACGAAGUGAUUCUUCAAGUAUUCAGAUGGCUACCAAAGAGCAAUUUAAAGGACGUAGCACUAUGUUGUAAGAGAUUUUAUAGACUCAGUGAGGAUGAGAGUCUGUGGACUCGAAUGGACCUGGCCGGCAAACAUUUGAAAUCCGGCCAAUUAGGCAUCGUACUCAGUAAGCAAGUGGUCGUCCUACGAUUGGCACGUUCAGAGAUCAUGGACGUAACGAUCCAACCCGGAUGCCAAGCCUUUGAGGCUGAUUUCCAAUCCAGGCUGUUGUAUUUAGAUUUAAGUAUGGCCUGCAUUGCGUCAGACAGUUUAGUUGUGCUGUUCAACAAAUGUAGAAGACUGAAGAAGUUAAGUUUGGAGAACGUUCGGGUGAACGACUCCGUGCUGUUGGCAUUAUCAGCCAACAAAGACAUUGAAGUGAUCAAUUUUGCCAUGUGUUCAGGAAUACGAGUGGAUGGUCUUGAGCACUUGCUCUCAAAUUGCAAGCAAAUCACAGAGCUGAACAUUGCGUGGACCUAUCUGAGUUCGAAUAGUAUUAAAUAUAUUUGUGAAAAUCUGUCACCUACCAUGGACAGAUUGAACUUUUCUGGCUGUAGGAAGCUGAUGACUGAUAGAUAUGUUGCUUCAUUAGUCUCCAGUUGCCCAAAACUUAGGGAACUUGACUUGUCUGAUUGUACAGUUAUAACCGGGGAAUCCAUUAAACAGAUAACUAUUCUCAACAAACUAACCUUUGUUGCCCUCUCUAGAUGUUAUUUCAUACCCUACAAAGCCAUAUCAAUGUUAAAGAAACUGCCAAACUUGUUGUAUCUGGACAUACAUGGAGGGUACAUCGAAGCUACCGAGCUGAAGGAAAUCCAAAAGGACUUGGGAAACUCAGUACAGAUCAACCAGUUCAAAUUCAGCUCGAUUGCUAGGCCCACCGUUGGCGUGCACCGCUCUAGUAUUUGGAACAUGAGAGUCCGCGAAUGAGGCUUGCAUCAUAAAACAUUAAAAUUACAAUUACUUGAAGAAGUUAAGAGACUCUAGUUUUUAUUGUUUAUUUAUUGUAUUUUUUAUUAUUUAGAGGUGAGGACAUUUUCAUUUUCAUUUGACUCGAUUCAACAUUGUAACAAAAGAUGUACUUAACCGACGGUCGAGGUUACUUGAAGGCGAGAGUGUCCGGCCCUAUUCAAAUAGAUAUUGAAGUUUCA